AAUAUCCCAAAUGUAAGCUCUAUAUCAUCAUCACCUAUGCCCUGCUAGUAACUCUCUCAUUUAACCCUAUAUAUCUUCCCUUAUCACUUCCCUCCAAACAAAGAGAAAAAAAAACACUAAAAUAUAAGAGAAAAAUUAAUUUUGUUCCUAGUUGUCUUUAUAGGCCAUGGAAAAAAAUAGUAGCAAGUACUUCAACAAACACCAAACCAUGAAGAAUGUUAAAGAAUAUUCAUGGGAUAAUAAUUAUGUAGAUCAUCAAGGUGGUGAUUUAGUUGGAGGGUUUUUAUGGCCACCAAGAUCUUACACAUGUAGCUUUUGUAAAAGAGAAUUUAAAUCAGCUCAAGCUCUUGGUGGUCAUAUGAAUGUUCAUAGAAGAGAUAGAGCAAGGCUUAGACUUCAAUCACCAACAAUUCUUGAAUCAAACCCUAACCCUAAUUCAAAUCCUAACCCUAACCCUAGUUUUGUUUCAUCACCAUCUUCUCCUUCAACAAAACUAUUCCCUCCUUUUGUUUCAACAUUACCUCCAUUAUUAUCUCCUAAUUCAUUUUCUUCUUCAACCGCAGCGGGCGGAGGCUCUCAUGAGAUGAAAAAUGGAGAUUUGACAAAAAUGGGAAGUGCAAAAUUUGAGGAAAAUGGAAAGGAAUGUAGUGAAGUGGUGAAGAGGAGUGAAUUUUUGAGAUUGGAUUUGGGAAUUGGUUUGAUUAGUGAAUCAAAAGAUGAUUUGGAUUUGGAUUUGGAGCUUAGACUUGGUUACAUUUAGACUAGUUGUUGCCUUUUUUAAUUACUAGUUCAAGAAGAAGGAAAUAAAAGAAAGUCUAACAAAAAGUGCACUAUUUUAGUUGAGAUUGAAGAUGGAAAUUAGAAGAUGUGAUUGCCAUGAAGACAGCUAAGAUGAUAUUGUUGUUUUAUUUUAGAUUAUUAAUUACUAUUGUCUCCUUCAAUAUAUAAUUUCUAUGUUAUGUAUGUAUUGUAACUCUUAGUAGAUCUUCUAAAAUUGAUCAUGUCUUCUAAGUA
Molecule: messenger RNA, 1014 nt
Organism: Solanum lycopersicum (tomato)
Lineage: Eukaryota; Viridiplantae; Streptophyta; Magnoliopsida; Solanales; Solanaceae
Product: transcriptional regulator SUPERMAN-like
Source: RefSeq, a predicted model, not a curated record